Hirundo rustica (Barn swallow) is the source of this 1714-nucleotide messenger RNA. It is a transcript of the gene CD58, whose product is annotated as CD58 molecule. The transcript is spliced from 7 exons. Bases 57 to 944 code for a protein of 295 amino acids. Lineage: Eukaryota; Metazoa; Chordata; Aves; Passeriformes; Hirundinidae. The record is from RefSeq and is a predicted model, not a curated record.
UCGGGUGCCGCCGCCGCAUUUCGGUUUCCGCCCGGGCAUUGAGCGCGUGGGCAGCGAUGUGGCCGCUCGCUUCGCUCUUGUGCCUUACGCCCCUCCUGGCUCACAUCUACUGUAAGGACGUAGUUGGCAUUGUGGGAGAAAAUUUUACUUUUCCAGUACAAAUAGACAAAAAAAAAGUGGAAACUGUCUGGAGGAAAGGCAAGGAUAAAGUGGCUGAAUGGGAAGGGGAAAACAAACCGACAUAUUUUGGACUUCUCUCGAAUAGGAGUGUACUUACGGAAAAUGGGUCCUUCACUAUAGUUCACCUGGAGAAGAAUGAUGCUGGCACAUAUGAGUUACAGUACCGGCAUUCUGGGAAAGAUCACUACUUAAACUUUGUACUUGUUGUGUUGGAUUCACUUCCAGAACCUAAAAUAAGUUGCAACACCAGCGGUGGUGAACUUGUAUUAAACUGUACAGCACAUUUCCAGGGGUCUCUGAAUUAUACUUGGAAGCUCCAUAAUGAUCCACGCAGUUAUCCAAAUCAGGAACUUUCCAUCCCUUUGGAGAAUGUUCGUACUGUCAUCAAUGCUACAUGUAUCAUUACAUUUUCACAAACAGAAAGGAGCUCUGAAAUCUCUUUGAUUCAAUGCCUUCCAGAGGAAAAAGGAGGCAGUUCUUACAAACGAAACAGAAAUAUUCUUAUUGGAUUCAUUACUGUAUCUAUUAUAAUAGCAGUAGGAAUCGUGGCAUUCCUAUACAAGAAAGAUAAAAAUAAGUCUGGAGCAGAAAGAAGGGCUGCUCAGAAUAACAGUCUGGUGAAUCGCUCAGGAGAACAUGAGCAACUUUUCCCUGGGAACGACCAACAACAGCCUGACUCAGAGGGAGGGUUUGAGCUUUUGAAUUGGUUUUCAAAGUGUGGACAUGCAGACUCAAAAUCUCAGCUGAGGUCCAAUACUGGAUGAUUAUAGGGACCUGCACCUAGUGAAUGUGUUAGUGGGGCUUGCAAAGUUACUGGCAGUGAAUGCCCAAGAUUUUCCUGGUCUUUGGAGGUGAAUUACCUUUCUAACAGUGGAGAAUUUGGGCUGGCCUCUGGAUGAGGGCUGGAAAAGUGCACACUGUAGGGCAAUUUGUCAUUCCUCUCUUCCUGUCCAGGUCCCUGCCUGGGCUUCUGCUGUCCAUUCUAAUCUUCAAUGAGGUUUUUUUUAGUUUUGGGGUUUUUUUGUUUCUUUGGUUGUGGAUCUUUUGUUUUGUUUUUUCUUAGUGUUUUGUUGGAGUGUUUUGGGGUUCUUUUACUUCCUUAAUUUGCAGCAAUAUUGCACUGUUUUCUGGCUUCUUCUGUGUUGGGGUGUGGAAAUCACUCUAUAUAGUGAGCAGCUAAGGAAGGGGACAACUCCUUUAGUCUGUGCCCGUUCCAUAAGGGUGGAUGUGGCUAUUGUGUUCUAGCUUUAACAUAUAUGUUUUUUUCUGCCAGGACUGUUUUUAGGAACCAAACUAAAUCAGCCCCUGAGGCAGUCAGGCAGGCUGGGAGAGCAGGGGAAGAUUCUUUAAAAAUGUUCUGUUACCAGACCAAACAGUGUUUCAGUGGGGAAUGGCCAAAGCUCCUGCCAUCAGGUGGCAGGCUCAGUGCCCUCUUGGAGUGUUGGGUGUUGAGCUCACAGUGCCUUCAUGUGGGCUGCUCAGCCUGGUACCAUACAUUUGUUAAAGCUGUGACUCUAGCCCCUGGUUCAGAGAC